This is a messenger RNA of Fraxinus pennsylvanica, 2472 nucleotides long. Lineage: Eukaryota; Viridiplantae; Streptophyta; Magnoliopsida; Lamiales; Oleaceae. The record is from the annotation of a GenBank genome assembly.
AUGGCUGCACUAAACACCGCCACCACAUCGGCGGUAGAAUCCACAUCCGUUGCGGUGGCGUUAUCCUCGGAAGAGCUGGCUGCCAAGGCGGUGCAUAAGAGAUAUGAGGGCUUGGUGAUGGUACGCACCAGGGCUGUAAAGGGCAAAGGAGCUUGGUACUGGGCGUAUUUUGAGCCAAUUCUUGUGCACAAUUCUGAUACUGGCUUAGCCAAGGCUGUAAAAUUACGGUGUUCAUUGUGCUUAGCUGUUUUCUCCGCCUCUAACCCGUCGAGAACCGCCACUGAACAUCUUAAACGAGGGACUUGCCCAAAUUUUGCUUCAGCUCCCAAACCUAUUUCUUCAGUGCCUUCGUCUUCUUCAGUUUUGGUUGCUAAUAUGGGGUCUAGUACUAAUACUUCGUCUUCUCCUCAGCAACCCCACAGCCAACACCGGAAGCGUAGUUCUUCUGGUGGUACUCGUGGCGAGGGUGGAGGAGGAGGCAGUGGAGCUUCUGUAGGCAUUAUUACGACGCUAUCGCCUCACAAAAUACCGCCAUUGGCCAUUGUGGAUCCUUCAAGAUUUGCAGUGGAGUUAGCUCACCCUCCUGUACUUUCAGUAGCCAAUACUAGUAUUGUUGUUGCAUCUGCUAGUGCAAGUCCUCGCGGUGGGGGUGGCAGCGGCAGUGGUGGUGUGUUGUAUGGACAACAGCAACAGCAGCACCAACUAGUGCUGUCUGGUGGAAAGGAAGAUUUGGGACCUCUAGCAAUGUUAAAGGAUAGUGUAAAGAGACUGAAGAGUCCCACAGCAUCAACUACACCAGCAUUAAGCAAAUCCCAAGUUGAUGCCGCACUGAAUUAUCUUGCUGAUUGGUUUUAUGAGUGUUGUGGGUCAGUCUCAAUUUCAAGUCUUCAGCACCCUAAAUUCAAGGUAUUUCUCAACCAGGUUGGGUUGCCUGCAAUUUCGCGAAGAGAAUUCUUGGGGUCGAGAUUAGAUGCCAAGUACGAGGAGCUCAAAGCCGAGUCUGAGGCCAAAAUUCGAGAUGCAAUGUUCUUUCAGAUAGCAUCGGAUGGUUGGAAGUCAAAGAAUGAUGGUAGUUUUGGGGAUGACAAUUUUGUGAAUUUGACAGUAAAUCUUCCCCAUGGGACUAGUGUGUUUAGGAGGGCGGUUUUUACUAAUGGUUACGUGCCGUCUAAAUAUGCAGAAGAGGUUUUGUGGGAAACUAUUACUGAAAUUUGUGGGGGCUCAGUGCAGCAAUGUGUAGGUAUAGUUUCAGACAAGUUUAAGGCUAAGGCAUUAAGGAAUUUAGAGGAUCAGCAUCCUUGGAUGGUUAAUCUUUGCUGUCAAUAUCAAGGUUUCUAUAGUCUGGUUAAGGCUUUCGGCAAAGAGCUUGCGUUAUUCAAGAAUGUGACUGAGAGAUGUUUGAAAUUGGCAAAUUUUGUUAACAAUAAGUCUCAAAUUCGACAUAGUUUUCGUAAGUAUCAAUUGCAGGAAUAUGGGCAUGCUCAUUUGCUGAGAGUACCCUUGCGUGGUUAUGAAAGAUCAGAUUUCGGUCUAGUGUACACAAUGUUAGAAGACAUACUGUGUUCUGCACGGGCUCUUCAAUUAGUACUCUCAGACGAGGCGAACAAGAGAAUGUUUAUGGAGGAACCAAUUGCUAGAGAAAUCGAAGAAAUGAUGAGGAAUCCGCAUUUUUGGAAUGAAUUAGAAGCGGUGAAUUCCUUAGUUAAGUUGGUGAAGGCAAUGGCUCAGGAGAUUGAGACGGAGAAGCCACGGGUUGGACAAUGCCUUCCACUUUGGGAAGAGCUUAGGCUGAAAGUAAAAGAUUGGUGUUCUAAAUUUCACAUUGUAGAAGGACCUGUGGUGAAAGUGAUAGACAGGAGGUUCGAAAAAAAUUAUCAUCCAGCUUGGGCUGUGGCAUUCAUACUCGAUCCACUUUAUUUGAUUUCGGACAGCAGUGGGAAAUACUUACCGCCCUUCAAAUUCUUGACACCAGAACAAGAGAAGGAUGUCGACAAGCUCAUAACAAGGCUUGUAUCUCGGGAGGAGGCACACAUUGCACUUAUGGAGUUGAUGAAGUGGAGAACAGAAGGGCUUGAUCCGGUUUAUGCUCAAGCCGUUCAAUUGAAGCAAAGGGAUCCCAGUACUGGAAAGAUGAAGAAUGCCAACCCCCAAAGCAGCAGGCUCGUAUGGGAAACGUACUUGACAGAUUUUAAGUCAUUAGGGAAGGUAGCAGUUAGGUUAAUUUUCCUUCAUGCAACAUCGUGCGGUUUCAAAUGCGACUGGUCUUUACUUAGAUGGGUAAGUGCUCAUUCCCAUUCAAGGGUGGGCAUGGACCGGGCGCAAAAGUUGAUAUUCAUUGCUGCUCAUUCAAAGAUCGAAAGACGGGAUUUAUCCAAUGACGAAGAUAAGGAAGCAGAGCUAUUUGACUUGGAAAACGGUGAGGACGAUGUGCUCAAUGAGGUUUUUGUUGAUACAUCCUCUGUAAGCGUUUGA